Pistacia vera is the source of this 1523-nucleotide messenger RNA. Its product is annotated as RING-H2 finger protein ATL74-like. Gene Ontology annotation, molecular function: transferase activity. Lineage: Eukaryota; Viridiplantae; Streptophyta; Magnoliopsida; Sapindales; Anacardiaceae. The transcript has a single exon. Bases 500 to 1078 code for a protein of 192 amino acids. Gene Ontology annotation, biological process: protein ubiquitination. The record is from RefSeq and is a predicted model, not a curated record.
AGCCUACCUUCCACUACCCCCAACCUGCACCACAAAAGUCACUUUUCUCUAAUUUCUCAGGAUAAUGAUAAACUUGAGAUAUUUUUAUCUCCCCUCACCGCCUGCUCAUGAAUUAUAAUCAACAGGUAAGACUGAAUAUUUAUACUUCAAUUCCAUCUGUUUCAUUAUCUCAAUUCCUGAUAAAAUUUAUCCCAGUAGAGAGGGGGAGGACCAUUUAGUUGGAAUCAUGCAGCAAAAGGGUCCCGGAUUCCAAUAACAGCCACUCAGACAGACAAUUUACAACCUUUCUUUUUUUGCUUUGCUCUUAUCUUAGAGACAACUAUGAGAUGCUCUUUGUAUCUGUCUCUUUCUAGCCGUGAAGAAAAUCGCUUUGAAGCUUUGAGUUGAGCCCUGAAACAUAAACAACCACCAAAAAUAUCUUUCUUACUUCAAACACCAAAACCCCAUCAAAACUUUCAGGGUUUUUUGCCCGCUAGUGGUUAAAAAAAUCUCGGUGAAUAUGCCUCGUCGCCUUCUUGAGACAGAGCUCAGUGUGCCGCCGGUUAGUCAUGGAAUCAACAAAACUAACGAUGGGUACAUUAACGAGACGAAUUUCGACACCAACAUGGUCAUAAUCUUGGCGGCUUUGUUGUGUGCUUUAAUUGGAGCACUUGGUUUGAACUCAAUAGUUCGUUGCGCUUUGCGUUGUAGUCAUAGGUUUGUCAUGGAGACACCAGAGCAAGCCGCCACACGUCUCGCCACAACAGGCCUCAAGAAGCGAGAUUUACGGCAAAUCCCGAUUGCUGUUUACGGUGAAGGUGUCAAUAUUCCGGCCAGCGAGUGUCCAAUUUGCCUUGGUGAAUUUGUAGAUGGUGAAAAAGUUCGGGUUCUGCCAAAAUGUAACCAUGGGUUCCACGUGAGGUGCAUAGACACAUGGCUUCUUUCACACUCAUCGUGUCCAAACUGUAGACAUUCGUUGCUUGAAAGCGCCACAACUACAAGCUCAGCUCCGCCACCUGAAUCUCGAUUGGCAGCUGCUCAGCAACAGCAAGUGCAAGAGAACAGGGUGGUUGUAGCUGUUAACGAAGCAGCAGGUUAAUAAUUAAUUAAAACUUUAAUUACGGUUUUAAUUAGUACUUAAACAGUGGUUUUCAGUAGGCCAAAAUGGCGGUUGUUGGAUGGAUUUGAUUUUACUACUGGAAUUGUUUAAUACAUGAGAUAUUUAGUUAAUGAAAGAGAAAGACAUGAAAUUACCAGCACUAUGUUUAUGGUUGUCCGUUUCCAAAUUCCGAUCCGAUUUUGCAUGUGGAAUUGUACUAAACCAUGUGCAAGUUGCAACAUCAAUUAUUAGGUGUAUUUUUUUGGCCCAUUUUGGCAAUUAUUGAGGCAGUAGAUUGGAUCAAUUUUUUUUUUUUUUUUUUUUUUUUUUGGCAUUGGUUGCUGACCUUCAUGUGAGGCCAAAUUUGGUUAUGCCAUCCAUAACUUUGCUGAUCUCAGUUUGUCGAGAAAAAUAUUUAUAUGGAAUGUGUUAAUUCUUCGAUCAA